ACAUUCCAACUCCUCCUGCCGCUGCUCGUCCGAGGCGAGAUUUGGUCGUGCAAAGCCCCCCCAGCUCCCCUGAGGAUGGACAUAGCUCUCUUCUCGCCGUCUUCUCUCUUCGCCGACCCUGACGACUCUUCCUCUGAGGAACAGCAUGAGUCCGAGUCCGAGACUCCGCAGAGCUACGCGGAGAGGACGCACCGGUUUCCUGGAAUGGAUUUGGUCAUCCGGGAGUUUUCGUUCCACCAGCUGAAUGCUAAUCUUUUAUGGCCAGGGACAUUCGCAUUUGCUGAAUGGUUAGUUCAGCACCGGACAUGGAUAGAAGGACGGCACAUCAUUGAGCUCGGCAGUGGAACUGGAGCUCUGGCCAUCUUUCUGCAAAAAUCUUUUAGUCUUGACAUCACCACAUCAGACUAUGAUGAUCUGGAGAUUGAAGAGAAUAUAGCGCAUAACUGCAAGAUUAACGGAAUUACACCUGUCCUUCCUCAUAUAAAACAUUCAUGGGGAGACACCUUUCCUGUUGGUGAACCACAUUGGGACCUGGUCAUUGCUAGUGACAUUUUGUUAUAUGUGAAGCAGUACCAGAAACUGAUAACGACUCUCUGCUUUCUCCUGAAAAAUUAUAAGCCAAGAGCUGACAGGGCUGAUGUCAUGGAGACCAGUCAGAAAGCAGGAUCUUAUGUUGGGAUUCCACAGCCAGCAUUUCUUAUGAGUUGGCGACGCAGAAUUGGAAAAGAAGAUGAGUCUCUCUUCUUUAAUGGUUGUGAGGAUGCUGGACUAGAAGUGGAGCAUAUUGGCUCCAGGGUAUACUGUAUCAAACCUAGAGAAUAGAGAAUCAAAAUAGGCUGAGGUUGACAGUUAAUACUUGAUAGACAUGUAUUGACAGGCAAUACACUCAACGUGACUAGGUAGUAUUUUGAGCACAAACAGCACCAUUUCAUGGAUAUUCUUUGACAUUGGACACAGUGGGGACCUACUUUGCCCUUAUGUUUACUAGCUUAGGACCAACGCGGAAUGGUCUGGAGUUUUUGCACCUCCUAAGAUGAAAUGGAAAAUCAUGGGAAGGAUUGUGGUUUACAAACUUUGGGCAAUUUUUAGCUGUUAAAAGGAACUUUUGAGUCCUUUUAGUUUGUGCCUCUAUCCCACUAUUGAAAGAUGAUGGAUAGUUAUGUAGAUAUCAUUUUUGUUUCUAUUUACAGCAUCUUGGCAUUG
Messenger RNA from Eucalyptus grandis, 1203 nucleotides. RefSeq names its product protein N-terminal and lysine N-methyltransferase EFM7. The record is from RefSeq and is a predicted model, not a curated record. The transcript is spliced from 7 exons. Lineage: Eukaryota; Viridiplantae; Streptophyta; Magnoliopsida; Myrtales; Myrtaceae. The coding region runs from base 76 to 822 and encodes 248 amino acids.